AUGCGACCUUUCACGCCCAUCUCCAGACAUCGGUCUGGCCCGCCACCGAGAACGGCGACUCCCAUCAAGAGCAUUUUGCGUCCAUCUAUUUUGGGUCGCAGGAAAGCUGACGACGCGGGGCUCGAUUCUAUUGCCUCUGAUCCACCAUCAAGCCCGACUAAGCGCCGGAAGGUCUGCAUCAACGAAAUGAACAAUAGUGUUUUCGAGUUCGGCAGCAGGUCGAUGGACGAAGUCAACGCAGAAGUACGGAAGGCUCUGGAGGAGCAUCUCAUGGGCGAGGACGAGGGGUACGAUAAUCUGAAGGAGAUUUUCGCCAACGAUAAGCAGCGAUACCUGCCUCCUGUGGUGGGGGAGGACGAAGAUACCCUCAAACCCCAGGAGCUAAAGGGCUACGUUCUGGCUCUCACUAGCUGCGUUCCGUUGUUGAAGAACAAGGCCUGCAACGGACUGGUGCGGACUGUCCUCCAAGUCUCGUGGCUUGGGCGCGAUGAGGACUUUUUCAAGGUCUACAUCCAGUUCCUCGCCGCCCUGAUUAGCGCCCAGGGUUCCUACCUGACGCAUGUGCUGUCCAUGAUUGUCGAGAAGUUCGGCCACUCCAGGCAAUCCGAAUGGAGCGUUGCCGACUUCGCUCCUGUCACUCGUUCCACGAUGCGCGAGCGUCUGCACACUGGUCUUCAGUACCUGCUCCAAAUGUUCCCGGCCGCCACUCCCGUCCUCCGCAGCCUUCUCGACAGCAAGUUCCCCUUCGAUGACGACCCGAAGAGAAUGUUCGUUGCCUAUGUCAACAACCUCCUGAAGCUUUCAGACUACGCCAAGGACCUGGAUCUCGACAUUGUGGAUGUGAUCCUGUCACGUCUGGUGAAGAUCGACGUUCAGAUGACGACGGACCUCGAGGACCCCGACGACAAAAUCUCGAAAUCGGUCGUCUCCGCGCUAGGAAAGGAUUUCAACACCGGGUCCUGGGAGGGUGACGAAGAGGCUGAGGAAGACGACAGCGACGAUGAGUCUGUUGACAGUGACGAUUCGGACUUUGACGAUCACGAGGAAAGGGUUCGCGUCGCAAAGGGCAACGUCGAGAAGCUGGACGCCAUUCUCGAUACCCUCUUCGACCACUACACGCCCCUGUUCGAGAAUCCCGACUCGGAUGAAGCAUACGACCUAUAUGCCCUGCUCGUACAAUCAUUCGGAAAGAUUGUCCUGCCGACGCACAAAUGUCGCCACACACAAUUCCUCCUCUUCCACUUUGGUCAGAUGUCUGCUCGUCUGCGCGAUACCUUCGUCGGCAGUUUGCUGCACAUCUUCAGUUCUCAGAAUCGCCCAAGCUUUGUACGACAGGCGGCAGCUACGUAUCUGGCUGGCUUCAUGGCCAGAGGCGCCCAUGUCCCGUCCGAUCUGGUCCGCACAGUAUUUCACCUGCUGCUCAAGCAGAUGCAGAUUUACCGUCUAAAGCACGACCCGGACGCGAGGGGACCCGACUUGAGACGGCAUCAGAUUUACUAUGCGCAAGUUCAAGCCGCUCUGUACAUGUUCUGCUUCCGUUGGCGCGACCUCAUCGUGGACGUGCCUGAGUACGUCGACCGAGAUGACCCUGCAUCGUAUCUGGGUCACGAGCUAGAGUGGAUGCAAGGGAUGAGGGAAGAAUUGUCUGCGAGCGUCUACUGCAAGAUGAACCCGCUGAAGAUCUGCGCGCCAGCGAUCGUCGAAGAAUUCGCAACCUUGGCGCACAAGCUCAACUUAAUGUACAUCUUCCCUCGCGUCGAGGACAACAAGCGCAUCAGACUGUCACAAUUUGUGUCAGACACGUACGGCACGGGAGGCGCUCUCAGAGAUACGGGCGCCGGGGCCCAAGACGAGGACGCGUACCAGCUCGACCCUUACUUCCCUUUCGAUCCGUACUCGCUGCCGGUGAGCAAGAGAUGGAUUCAGUCAGAUUACGUUCAGUACGAGGCUACCGUGGGUCUCAACGCGACGGCAGAAGACGACAGCGACGAGGAGGAGGAUCAUAUUCCAGAGACGGACAUCGAUGAGGAUACUGCUACGGCAAGUGAAGACGAGGACGACGAUUGA
Molecule: messenger RNA, 2067 nt
Organism: Colletotrichum karsti
Lineage: Eukaryota; Fungi; Ascomycota; Sordariomycetes; Glomerellales; Glomerellaceae
Product: RNA polymerase i specific transcription initiation factor rrn3 superfamily
Exons: 1
Coding region: 1-2067 (688 amino acids)
Biological process (GO): transcription initiation at RNA polymerase I promoter
Cellular component (GO): nucleus
Molecular function (GO): RNA polymerase I core binding; RNA polymerase I general transcription initiation factor activity
Source: RefSeq, a predicted model, not a curated record